Molecule: messenger RNA, 1196 nt
Organism: Daphnia carinata
Lineage: Eukaryota; Metazoa; Arthropoda; Branchiopoda; Diplostraca; Daphniidae
Product: phospholipase A2 hemilipin-like
Exons: 5
Coding region: 227-1090 (287 amino acids)
Biological process (GO): phospholipid metabolic process; arachidonate secretion
Source: RefSeq, a predicted model, not a curated record
GGCUAAAUCAAGACAAUGCGAAGGGUUCCCGAGAGAGAACUGUACGUAGCCAACACAAAAUACAUGCUUUAAAAAGCGGCAAGAUCAGAAGCAGGUCAUCUAUAUUCCCCACAACAAGCUGGACGACCUGACGACGGCGACCAACUUCUUCAAAUGUUCGUCAGUCGUUUUCAAAUAUUUAGUGGCCUCACAACGCAGUUUUGGCUAGGAUACCACAGAGGGAAGAAUGAUAUGCCUCCUGUUUUUGGUUCUUCUACAAGCAAUUCUUGCAAUUGCUGGAAAUUUAACAACCACAGGCGAACUCCUGAUAUUCGAUGAGCAUCCUCGCAGCAGACGAGCCGUACUCGUGAACAGUGAUCCAAACGAACCCUGUCGAAUCUACGGUCACAAUAACCCCAUUCAGGUUAUUGAAAAUCUUCCAGAUGGCCCAACUCUACGAACGAUCAAUCAACAGGAAUGGUUGGCAGUCGCCACCGAAUGCCAACAACGCUUGCUAUCUCUGAACCAGAAACCGACUGGACCAAGCAACCAGCUGGAUUUCAUUUUCCCAGGUACCAGAUGGUGCGGGACCGGAGACGUUGCCAGUAACUUUGACGACCUAGGUCCACACGUCGCCACCGACAUGUGCUGUCGUGAUCACGAUUUUUGUCAAGACACUAUGAAGCCUGGAACUUGCAAAUAUGGUUUAUGUAACACUUCUGUCUUCACCAAAUCACACUGCGACUGCGACGACCGAUUUCGCCAAUGCUUGCUCAAUGCAGCGAAUGACCCGGCCAGCAUUCCUGUGGGUUUCCUCUACUUCGACGUAGGUGCUAUUAGUUGCUAUCGGCAAACCCCCGAUUGCGUGAAUAAAGUAUUCAGGGAACCCAUCGAGCUAACUAGGCGACGGAAACGGCAAUAUCAGGCAAGGCAAACAAAUUCGCAAUAUGGGUGGUGUUUCAUUCCGCCGCAGCCCUUUAAAAAAUCAGUGAUGUUCCGGCGGAGCCAGACCGAUGGGAUCUUUCGGCAUGUGAUUUCCUCGAUGAGCGAUGUCACAAUAAGGGUAAAGCAAGUCGCUGGACCUUCAUUGUCGGUACGUGCCGGAAAAUGAUCGCCAGAUAGAAACCAAGGCCAUUUUUUGUCACAACUGGAAAAUAAACUAGCUGAGGGGACCUCUUUUUAAAGCCUAACAAAAUUUCAACGCCUUGUAGUUUUUA